Planococcus citri (citrus mealybug) is the source of this 1297-nucleotide messenger RNA. RefSeq names its product tRNA methyltransferase 61 (gene Trmt61). Lineage: Eukaryota; Metazoa; Arthropoda; Insecta; Hemiptera; Pseudococcidae. The record is from RefSeq and is a predicted model, not a curated record. Gene Ontology annotation, cellular component: tRNA (m1A) methyltransferase complex; nucleus. Gene Ontology annotation, molecular function: tRNA (adenine(58)-N1)-methyltransferase activity. Gene Ontology annotation, biological process: tRNA methylation. The transcript has 4 exons. The coding region runs from base 98 to 1150 and encodes 350 amino acids.
CUUAUCAACUACAAAUUGAAAAAAUUUCGCCGCAAACGAAAACGUACAGCUUAAAUUGAGAAAAUCUUACGAAAUGCAAAUCGAGUAAGACUUAAAAAUGAGUUUCAGUGAAUAUAAACUUUAUAUCGAAGAAGGCGAUGUCGCCAUUCUGUACAUAAACCCGUUCAAAAUGUUUGCCAUCGAUAUAAAACGCAUGAUACCAGACAAAAACGGAAGACUAGUCGAGAAUAUUUUUCAAACCAUGUACGGUAGUUUAAAAGUGAACUCUUUGAUCGGUAAGAAAUUCGGUAGCAAGAUCUUGUUGAGCCGAGGAUGGGCUUACAUAUUACAUCCCACUUCUGAAUUAUGGACUACGCUUCUGCCUCAUCGAACUCAGAUCUUGUACACGCCUGAUAUCAGUAUGGUUCUAUUUCAGUUGGAUUUGUUUCCAGGAAAAGUAGUCAUCGAAUCUGGAACUGGCAGCGGUUCGGUUACUCACUCUUUAGCUCGUACAAUUUCUCCCAAUGGACACGUGUAUACAUUCGAAUUUCACGAAAGUCGCCAACAAAAAGCGGUCGAAGAAUUCGCUCUACACAAGUUAUCAAAUGUAGUUACCGUAACGUUGAGGAACGUUUGUGAACAAGGUUUCGGCGAAGAAAUGAACAACAAAGCUGACGCUGUGUUUUUAGACCUCCCAUCUCCGUGGGAAGCGGUUAAACACGCAGUUAAAUGCUUUAAAAAGAAAGGAGGACGUAUCGCAUCGUUUUCACCUUGUAUCGAACAGGUUCAGAAAGUAUGCCUAGAAUUAAAAGCACUCGGUUUUGUUGACAUAAUUACGAUGGAGUGUCAUCAGAGAGAACUGACUGUAAGCGAAAAAAAUUUGUCAGCGAUGUCAUUGGAUUGGAGAGAAACACCUAAACCUGUGAAAACCGCCCUUUGUAUUCCGGCUCAAGAGCAAAUUCCAGGGCAUACGGGGUUCCUCACUUUCGCAACACUUCCACCUGAUUUCUCCCGGUCUGCCAGUGGAGUUGUUCAGCAACCGGUUAAAAUUACUGAAAUGGAGAUUGAAAACGUCGUUUUGGAUGAAAAUUUUCACACCGAACCUGUCUCGAUGAUAAGUAUGAGUUGUAGCGAUUUGUCGGGCGAAUGCUCGGACAGACUGUUGUCGUGAUUUUUAUAUAUUCUAAUGAUUAACGUACCUACGAAUUCUUUUGACUUUUUGUAAUGUUUUUUUUUCUUUCAAAACAAUGAGAUUUGUUUUUUAGAGAGAAAUGCAUUGUUUUUGUAAUUUUUUAAAAAUACAUAUUAUAUUUUCGAA